Messenger RNA from Talaromyces marneffei, 1050 nucleotides. RefSeq lists its product as uncharacterized. The record is from RefSeq and is a predicted model, not a curated record. The transcript is spliced from 3 exons. Gene Ontology annotation, cellular component: mitochondrion. The coding region runs from base 1 to 1050 and encodes 349 amino acids. Gene Ontology annotation, molecular function: electron transfer activity; flavin adenine dinucleotide binding. Lineage: Eukaryota; Fungi; Ascomycota; Eurotiomycetes; Eurotiales; Trichocomaceae.
AUGAUCUCCGUCGCAAGGCCUUCGGUGCUGCGCGCCGUGCGCUCGCAGCUCCAUCCCUCACGACCAAUUUUCGACGUCCGGUUAUCGGCGCUCACACGACUAUUGUCGACAUUAGCAGUUCUCGAGCAAAGAGGCGGCAAGCUCUCAUCAGCUUCUCUAUCUGCUAUUGCAGCUGCUCAGAAAUUGGGCGGCUCGGUUACGGGGUUUGUUGCUGGUGAUGGUGUGAAGUCAUCGGCGGCCGUGGAAGCGGCGAAGAUAAAGGGAGUCGAGAAGGUUGUCGCAGUGGAGAAUGCUGCUUAUGAGAAGGGCUUGCCCGAAAACUACGCUCCCUUACUCGUGGACAACAUCAAAAGCGGUGGAUAUACACAUGUGAUCGCAGGACAUUCAGCAUUUGGCAAGGGCCUUCUACCUCGCGUCGCUGCUUUGCUUGAUGUACAACAAAUCUCUGAUAUUACCGCCAUUGAGAGUGAAGAUACUUUCGUUCGACCCAUCUACGCCGGUAACGCCAUCCUUACGGUCCAAUCCGAAGACCCCAUCAAAGUCAUUACCGUCCGAGGUACCGCCUUCCAAGGCACCGAGACAGAGGGCGGCUCCGCAGAAAUCGUCGAUGGCGUCGACCCCAAGGUCGAAAGCACAACGGAAUGGGUCUCAGAGGAUCUUGCAAAGUCUGACCGUCCCGAUCUCGCAACAGCGUCUAGAGUUGUUUCUGGUGGUCGUGGCCUGAAGUCCAAGGAGGAGUUCGACCGAGUGAUGGUACCAUUGGCUGAUGCCCUCGGUGCGGCAAUUGGUGCUUCUCGUGCUGCUGUAGACAGUGGAUAUGCCGACAACAGUCUCCAAGUUGGUCAGACUGGAAAGAACGUUGCUCCUCAAUUAUAUCUUGCGGCUGGUAUUUCCGGUGCGAUUCAACAUUUGGCCGGUAUGAAGGAUAGCAAGGUCAUUGCCGCCAUCAAUAAGGACCCCGAGGCACCCAUCUUCCAGGUGGCUGAUGUUGGAUUAGUGGGAGAUCUGUUUGAGAAAGUGCCGGAGUUGACUGAAAAGCUUAAGAAAUAG